Varanus komodoensis (Komodo dragon) is the source of this 3923-nucleotide messenger RNA. RefSeq names its product platelet endothelial aggregation receptor 1 (gene PEAR1). The record is from RefSeq and is a predicted model, not a curated record. Gene Ontology annotation, molecular function: protein binding. Gene Ontology annotation, cellular component: membrane. Lineage: Eukaryota; Metazoa; Chordata; Lepidosauria; Squamata; Varanidae.
UGGAAGACAGUGCUUGGAAUAAAGCGUGGGGCUUCCUCCCCUCCUGGCAUUUUCUGGGUUGCAAGUCAGCCAUUCUCCUUUCUCUCUGUUGCUAGGAAGAUGAUCCAGUACACCAUCUUGGUGCUGUGCACGCAGCUGGAUUGGAGCGUGUUGCUUAAUCCGAAGGACCCCAAUGUUUGCAGCUACUGGGAAAGCUUCACCAGCCCCUCCAAGGAGUCCCAUGCGCAGCCCUUUGCCCAGGCCUUCCAGGGGCCUUGUGAGAGGACCUGGCCCUUCCGGAAGAUGUGCACUCAGCACAGAGUCGUGUACAAGGCAGCCUAUCGGCAAGCAGUGAAGGUGGACUACAGGAAGCGCUUUCGCUGCUGCACGGGGUACUACGAGAGCAGCUCCAGCUGUGUCCCACACUGCACCCACGAGUGUGUGCACGGGAGGUGUGUGGCUCCAGACCAGUGCCAGUGCGAGCAGGGAUGGAGGGGCGCCGACUGCUCCAGCGAAUGCAGCAGCCGCUCCUGGGGUCCCGACUGCAGGGAGCACUGUGCGUGUGCCAACGGGGGCUCCUGCGCGCCCUCGACGGGGGCCUGCGCUUGCCCGGCAGGCUACACGGGCCCGCUGUGCCAGGAGCCCUGCGCGGCGGGAACCUACGGCCAGGGAUGCUCGCUGGACUGCCAGUGCGGGAACAGCACCGGCUGCGACCGGGAGACCGGGGGCUGCUUCUGCUCCCCGGGCUAUGCUGGGCCACACUGCGAGUUCCCCUGCACCAGGGACGCCAGCGGAUGGCGGUGCCAGGAGCACUGCUCCUGCCAGAACAGGGGGAUCUGUCCCUCCCCAGGGAUACAUGAGUGCACCUGCCCCCCUGGCUGGAUGGGCGCCAUCUGCUCCAUCCGCUGCCCGGAGGGACGCUUCGGCUCCAGCUGCCAAAGGGAGUGCCAGUGCCACAACGGAGGCCGUUGUGACCCCGAAUCAGGGCAGUGCCAGUGCGCACCGGGCUACACUGGAGAGCGGUGCCGCGAGGAGUGCCCCGUGGGCAGGUACGGGCAGGACUGCCGCCGGGCCUGCGACUGCGCCAACGGGGGGCGCUGCUUCCACGUGGAUGGCGCCUGCCUCUGCGAAGCCGGCUUCCUGGGCAGCCGCUGUGAGGAGCGCAAGUGCCUGCCUGGCCUGCACGGCCUCAGCUGCCACUUGCCCUGCCUCUGCGACACCCAGCACACCCAGAGCUGCCACCCGCUCUCCGGGGAAUGCACUUGCCGGCCAGGCUGGGCAGGGCUUUUCUGCAACGAGACCUGUCCCCCGGGUUAUCACGGAGCCGGGUGCCAGCACCCCUGCCUGUGCCUGAACGGGGGGACCUGCAGCAGCGAGACCGGGCUCUGCACCUGCCCAGCCGGAUUCCUGGGUGAGCACUGCUCCAGCCCCUGCCCCGCCGAGACAUAUGGCCUGAACUGCUCGCACCACUGCACCUGCCAGAACGCCCUGGCCUGCUCCCCCAUCGACGGAAGCUGCACCUGCAAGGAAGGCUGGCGAGGACCAGACUGCGCCCUGCCCUGCCCGGCUGGAACGUGGGGCUCCGGCUGCAACCGCACCUGCCUCUGCGCCAACGGGGCGGCCUGCGACCCGGCCGACGGGCGAUGCGCGUGCACACCAGGCUGGGCCGGGAGCAGGUGCCAGGAGCCGUGCCCAAACUGGUUCUACGGCCUGAGCUGCGGCAGCAAGUGCUCCUGCCAGAACGCGGACGGCUGCGACCCAGAGUCGGGACAGUGCCGCUGCCGACCCGGGUGGACAGGUUCCCUCUGCACCAAGCCCUGCUCCUGCAGGAACGGUGCUGCCUGUUCUCCAAAGGACGGGAGCUGCGACUGCCCGCCCGGCUUCCGUGGCCCCACCUGCCAGCGCCCCUGCCAGCCGGGGCGCUACGGCAAGAGGUGCUCCAUGGCCUGCACUUGCGCCAACCACUCCGCCUGCCACCCCGUGGAUGGCUCCUGCGCGUGUCCUCCUGGGUGGAGGGGCAGCGACUGCUCGCAGCGCUGCACUCCGGGGUUCUUUGGGCAGAACUGUGCCCGGACGUGCCAGUGCGUGAACCAGGCCCUGUGCGAGGCAGAAAGCGGGAGCUGCUUGUGCCCCCCGGGCUUCACCGGGUCCCGCUGCGAGACAGAAAGCCCUGGGGAGGAUUCCCUCGCUACGGUCCCGGCCCCCCCUGCAGGCUCCCCGUCCCUCGGUGCCGUGGCCGGCAUCGUCGUCGCGGCUGCCUUGCUGCUGGCCCUGCUGGUGCUGCUGCUCUGGUGCCGGCAGUGGCAGAAGGCCAAGGAGCGCCAGCACCUCGCCGUGGCCUACGCCGCCGGGAGGCCGGAGAGCGCCGAGUACGCGGUUCCAGACAUCCCUGCCAGCUACGCCCACUACUACUCGAACCCCAGCUACCACACCCUGUCUCCCUGCUCGCCGUGGGUCCCCAGCCCCAGCAGCCUGGAGCAGCCGGGCUCCAGCAAGCUGAUCAGCAGCCCCAAGCGGGAGUGGCUGGGAACGCAUGGGGCGGACUGCAACGCCACUCUGCCGGCGGACUGGAAGCACCACGGGGCAGCCGUGGCACGGAGCCACGUGGGGCAGGGUGGGGGCCUGAUAGACCGCAGCUACAGCUACACUAACGGGCUCAGAAAUUAUAAAGGUGGCGUUGAAAUACAACCCACUCAGCUGCUGAAAAGCAUCAUUAUGACCCGAAUCCGUUCCGAGGCAGGAGGAGCAUUUCUCCUUCCAAAGGUGCAAGACCAGUCUUUUGGCUAUCCAAGGCUGCAGAACAUCCAUUUGCGAGGUCCUCCAGGGAGCGCGGAAAUAAUUCAGAAGCACACGUGCCUCGGUUACAGCAAUGAGGAGCCCCUGGGACGAAGCGACAGCUCUCUGAGCAGCGAGAACCCCUACGCCACCAUCAAGGACCUGCCCGUCCUGCUGGGCAAGCCCACGGAGAGCAGCUACAUGGAGAUGAAGUCCCCCUCCAGGUGCGGGACGGCCGACGCGGAGGCCGGCCUCUCAGGAGAGCCUGCCCGGGGCCCGGACGCCGAGGAGGCGGCCGAAGGAGGCAGCAGCUUGGCUGGGGCUGAUGGCGCACCCCACGGAGCAGCAGCUGCCCUAGCCAUUCCCCCGAGCCACUACGACUCCCCCAAGAACAGCCACAUCCCCUGCCACUACGACGUGCCCCCCACCCGGCACUACCCGCCUUCCCCGCCGUGCCGGAGACAAGCCAGAUGAAGGCCCGUCCUCCUCCUCCUCCUCCCUCGAUGGAGCCUCUUUGGCAAAGGCGGAGGGCCCAAGUCGGAGCUUCCUGUGCAAUGGAGGACUCCCGCGGUUGCUGGCUUCCCACCUGGGGGUGGCCACGGAGAUGCGCAAGCACAGCUCUCCAGCCACCUUGCGCCUGCUGUGCGGGACGGGCGGUGGCAGCCCAGCCCCGGCUCAGCCAGCGGGCCCCUCCGCGCCCUCGUGGUGCUGGAUCGCCGAGGGGACACGUGAGCUCUGGAGCGGCCAGCCCCGGGAGCAUCCCCCCUGCGCCCCCACUGCUGCCCGUAGGCGAGAGCAGCUGCUUCUGGUCCCACGGAACCCAACAGCGCCAAGAGACCGAAGCAGUGGGAGGAAGUCGGAGCGAAGCUGGUCGCCUGCCGAACUUAGGAAUUCACGCAGAGACAGAGAAGUGGCCAACGGUUUUGCUUUCCCGUUUCGGAGCCCUUGGAAAGCUUCCGCAUUUGUGCUGCGCGGCUGCGAUUGCCAGGGAAGCGGCAAGCCCCCCCACCCCAUGCCCACCCGCGUCCAGAGCCUCCAGCUGCUCGCAUCUGGGCUGAGCCCUCAGUGACAAAUGCCACAGCUCACGUCCUGAAAGGACGUGUCCGCGCUGUUUUCCGGGACCGGCGACAUGCCGGCUGCUUUGUGCAAGUAAAGAGUCGCACCGUCAA